Messenger RNA from Talpa occidentalis (Iberian mole), 783 nucleotides. RefSeq names its product claudin domain containing 2 (gene CLDND2). The transcript has 5 exons. The coding region runs from base 245 to 745 and encodes 166 amino acids. The record is from RefSeq and is a predicted model, not a curated record. Lineage: Eukaryota; Metazoa; Chordata; Mammalia; Eulipotyphla; Talpidae. Gene Ontology annotation, cellular component: plasma membrane.
GGGGGAGGGGGGCAGUGGACAGACCAAAGGGUCACCCCACCGGGGAUGGAGGUCUCUGGGGGACAAGUAGCUUCCUAAGCAGAGGAUGCCUGGGGAGCAAGGCCUCAGUCCCCAGUGGGAGCCUUAGGGAGGAGGAAGGAGGAACCCUGAGGGAGGAGACUUUACAGAUUCCCCGGAGCAGGGGCCUGGGUGCUGUGGUGGCCAUCUGGGAUACAGAGGGACCAGCGGAAGGGGACUCCCUGUCAUGGGGGUGAAGCGGAGCCUCCAGAGCGGGGGCACCAUCCUGGGCUUCUUAGCCAACGUGGUCACCAUUCUCUCCACUGCCUCUAACUACUGGAUCCAGCACCACGGGGGCCACAGCGGCCUGUGGCAGGAAUGUAAAAGCGGCGUCUGCUCCAACCUACCCUGCCAGACCAUGCUGGCGGUCACCGCGGCGGGCAUGGUGCUCUCGGCGUGCGGCAGCGCCGUGGGCUUGGUGAUGGCGCUGCGGAUUCUGUGCCGCGAGGGCAGCUCGCGGGGCCAGGCCACGAGCAUCGUCUUCUUCCUCUGCGGCCUGCUGCUGCUGAUCGCCUUGACAGGUUACACCGCCAAGAAUGCGUGGAAAACCAACGUCUUCUUCUCCUGGUCCUAUUUUUCGGGGUGGCUGGCAUUACCCUUCUCUAUUCUCGCGGGGUUCUGCUUCCUGCUGGCCGACAUGAUCGUGCAGAGCACCGACGCCAUCAGCGGGUUCCCCGUGUGCCUGUGACCGCAGCCGGCCUGGGGCGCAAUAAAGGAGCGACCUCC